AGGUGUACGAAUUGCCAUUUAAAGACAGAAGAUUGAUCUAAAAGUCUCUAAAACGUUCAUUUAGCUCUCAUAGUCUCACGUUCAGGUCACUGAGAUGUAUAAAGUGGACAUGUUGAAACUAUUGACCACAGUUGCUCUGCUGACUGUCGCUUCAGUGUUGGAUGCUGCUCCGUUGACGCCUGGACAACCAGAUGCCUUUGAAGAACCAGUUGAUGGAGGUACACGGAGAACUGUCGCGGAUAUUCAGGAAAAUGCAGCACGAGCGACGAGGAUUUUUGAGAAGCUACUGAAGACCAGACCAAUGACGACAUUUCCUGACGGAGAUGGAAAGACCGUAGUGAUGAGAGCGUUAGACGAGAUAAUUACUGCGACAAGUAACCCAAAUAUCAGAGACAAACCCUUAGACAUGGGAGUCUAUAAUCCAUUAAAGACACUAACACUCUUUUCUGAUGGUCACGAUGAGAUUCCGCCAGCACCCGGCGGCCGUGAUGGAUCUCUGAGGACUGACCACACAACCAGUUCACUCGAUUCCCAGCAGCAAACAGAGAAGAGCAGACUGUUCAGACUGUCAAAGGUGAUUGAAUCAAACGAGUACGGCAACACUCCAUCAGCAGCUGAACGAUCUGAUCCCAUCACGGGGGAGCCGGAUGCUCGAGAGGAGCUGGUGAAGAUGCUGAGUGCACUUGAAGAGCUUCACAAGUUAAUGAACAACACACUGAGCCAUCGAAUCACCAUCAUAACCAGAGGAAAUGGCAACGGACGAAGUAAUGGGAAGAAGAACAAAAUGGUAGUGACAGAUGGAAACCUGAAAUCCACCACAGCGACCACUAUAGACAGCGGUGGGAUUUCACCGAAGGCCAGCACUGACCAAAUGGAUCCCAAACUGAACGGAAAAGCCUUUAAAAAGUCUCUUCCAUCAGCUAAGAAAACCAACAAGAGAGUGUGCUUCUGGAAGUACUGCUCUCAGAACUGAGUUGAGCAACCCAUUUCUCCAUUAAUUUCACCCAGCAACAAAUCCUGUAGAUGCUUAAAGUCUUCUCAAAGGACCAUCAAUAACACGACUGACCCCUC
Molecule: messenger RNA, 1071 nt
Organism: Sinocyclocheilus grahami
Lineage: Eukaryota; Metazoa; Chordata; Actinopteri; Cypriniformes; Cyprinidae
Exons: 5
Coding region: 95-973 (292 amino acids)
Biological process (GO): regulation of blood pressure; blood vessel diameter maintenance
Cellular component (GO): extracellular region
Molecular function (GO): hormone activity
Source: RefSeq, a predicted model, not a curated record